Myxocyprinus asiaticus (Chinese sucker) is the source of this 676-nucleotide messenger RNA. Its product is annotated as trypsin inhibitor ClTI-1-like. Gene Ontology annotation, molecular function: protein binding; serine-type endopeptidase inhibitor activity. Bases 113 to 346 code for a protein of 77 amino acids. The transcript is spliced from 4 exons. The record is from RefSeq and is a predicted model, not a curated record. NCBI's taxonomy places the organism in Eukaryota, Metazoa, Chordata, Actinopteri, Cypriniformes, Catostomidae.
UUGUAAAUGUGUGAACGCUCUGUGGGUGGGAACAAGAGUGCAAUAAAAGGACUUCACACACACCUGAAAGCUAUUGAUUACAUAGUAAAGGCAUCGCUCGAUACAGAUAAUCAUGCUUGCCCGGAUUUGUUUGGUACUUUGUUUGGCAGCUGUGGCCACCGCUAAGGUCAUUCCUGAUGGCUCAAAAGAGCCUGACUGUUCUGCAUACCACAUGCCUAGCUGCACCCGAGAGUAUAACCCUGUGUGUGGUACUGAUGGGGUUACAUACCCCAAUGAAUGCUCCCUGUGUCUCAAAAAUGAGGAGUUGAAGGUCAACAUGCUGAUCUCCAGGCAGGGCGAAUGCUGAGACACAAAUACACCCAUUUUAAAAGUGAGAAGGCUGGUGGAACUGCAUUUUUUUUUUUUUUGUUUGUUUUUUUAACCAAAUUAAGUUUUAACCUUAAGAUUAAGUGUUUGGCGCUCUUGUUUUGUAAAUCAAUCCUGUUUUGGUAGAUCUAAUGCUUAAAGCCUGGCUUAAGUCAGCCAUGAUGCAUUGAAUACAAGAGUGAAAAUGUCCAAUAAUGGCAGUUUGUGAAAUUGAGUAGUAUAUGGCUGGUCAUGUGAUCAUAACAUGGCAGCACCCAUGAGGGGACCCUCUCCAUAUAGAUAAUAAAAUAAAACGGCAUUUUAAAGAUCA